Messenger RNA from Baudoinia panamericana UAMH 10762, 1144 nucleotides. RefSeq lists its product as uncharacterized. Gene Ontology annotation, cellular component: plasma membrane; cell cortex of cell tip. The transcript has 3 exons. Gene Ontology annotation, biological process: fungal-type cell wall organization. Bases 68 to 1144 code for a protein of 358 amino acids. The record is from RefSeq and is a predicted model, not a curated record. NCBI's taxonomy places the organism in Eukaryota, Fungi, Ascomycota, Dothideomycetes, Mycosphaerellales, Teratosphaeriaceae.
GCGUACCUUCGUAGACUGUUGUCUUCGCUCUCUACCUCGUAUAACUUCUACCGAGUAACUAGCAAAGAUGGGAAAGGCGGGCAGAAUAGCUUGCAUCUUCACGCCAUGGGCGUUGACCAUAGCGUCCUUCGUCUGCCUCAUCCUAAUCGAAGUCUCGGGCUGGGGCUCAAAAGGAACCUUCAACAGUUUCUACUUCAUGGAAGCGAACUUCACCAACCUCACCACAGCCUCCGCAAGUACGCUUCAGAACACCACCACCCUCACCGCCGCACUAGAACUCGCGAAGAGCGAGGGUAAGCUAUCGGAGAUCUACCAGGUCCAUCUCUGGAAUUACUGCUCGUCCAAGAGCAGCGACGGCGACAUCGACUACUGCUCACCGAAAACUGCGCACUUCUACUUCGAUCCAAUCGCGAUAUGGGCGUUGAACGGCAGCAAUGCUACGUCGACAUCAGGCUCAGGCUCCAACACUAACGCAAUUACGACGGAGUUGUCGAAGUUGCAGAAUAACACGGAGAAGUUGGAGAACGAAAUGCUAGGCAAGAGCGGUCAGGCGGCGGUGGAUGCAUACCGGCACGUGGCAAUAUGGAUGUUCAUCGCGUAUGAGAUAUCAUUCUGGACCACGCUGGCCACGAUAGUGUGCGGCAUCUUGGCCAUCUUCAGCCGCAUCGGCAGCUUCUUGACAUGGCUGUGCAGCAUAGCCUCAACUCUAUUCACCUUCGCCGCAGUCCUCACCAGCACUAUCCUCUUCGCCGCUCUAACGGGCGCCCUACAAGGCAUACUGCACCCCUACGGGGUCAAGCUUUCACUUGGCACCCAAGCCUUGACCGUGACCUGGCUCGCCGUAGCAUUCUCGCUGGCAGCGACACUGUUCUGGCUAUUUAGCGUCUGCUGGUGCUCCGGUCGCAGCAACCCCCAUCACCGAUCAAACAAAGGUGGGCUCUGGAACGCCGAGCCGAAGGGCCAAGGCUACGGCGACUACAGUCGCGGCCGCGGUCUUCGCGUCGAGAAGACCGGUGGCUACGAGAGGGUGUCGAGUCCAGUUUGGGGUGGAGCCGAUGUGCCGCUGCAUGAUUACUCGCAGAGGGGUCAUUCGAGCAACCCUAGUGGAGCGUUCGAGUCGAUGAGACACCAUCAGGGCGCGUAA